CCUAACUUGGUUCUUCCUCAGAACGUACCGGAACUGUCUCCCACCCUCUCGUUUUCAUUUCCCUAUUUUAUGCUCUCAUACCCCGCCGCGCGAUCCUCCGUCGGCUUCCUUAACCACCGCCAUCCCCGCCUAAUAUGGAGAGCCACCACCGGAGAUCUAAUGCCAGUUCCGUUCGAUCUCACAAGCCGACGAGACCAAUUGCUUUGGAAGACGAUUCCACCAAAGCUUCGGACGCAUUGCCGCUCCCUUUGUAUCUGACGAAUGCGGUGUUCUUCACACUAUUCUUCUCGGCUGUUUAUUUUCUUCUCUGCCGUUGGCGGGAAAAGAUCCGGAGUUCGACGCCUCUCCACGUCGUCACAUUUUCUGAGAUCGGCGCGAUUCUGGCCUCCGUCGCGUCCUUUAUUUAUCUCUUGGGAUUCUUCGGGAUUGACUUUGUUCAGUCUUUGGUUCUCCGGCCAUCGGCUGACGUUUGGGCUUCCGAGGAGGAUGAAGUGGGAAAUGAGGUUUUGAUUCGGAAUGAGGAUACCCGUAAAGUCCCUUGCGGCCAAGCACUUGAUCGCUCGCUUCGGUCUUUGCCUCCUUCGGUACCGAUUGUAACCGCCGAAAAAGUGUACGAUGAAAUGCCUGUGACAGUAAUGACUGAGGAAGACGAAGAAAUAAUUAGAUCCGUUGUGACUGGAAUAACACCUUCGUAUUCUUUGGAAUCUAAGUUAGGUUAUUGCAAGAGAGCGGCUGCGAUCAGGCGUGAGGCUUUGCAGAGAUUGACGGGAAAAUCAUUGUUCGGAUUACCCUUGGAUGGAUUUGAUUACGAGUCGAUAUUGGGUCAGUGUUGUGAGAUGCCGGUUGGGUACGUGCAGAUUCCGGUGGGCAUUGCUGGGCCUUUGUUGCUUAAUGGAAGAGAGUAUUCGGUUCCUAUGGCAACCACGGAAGGGUGCUUGGUGGCUAGCACUAAUAGGGGCUGUAAAGCUAUUCACUUGUCUGGUGGAGCUACGAGUGUUCUUUUGAGAGAUGGGAUGACUAGAGCUCCUGUUGUGAGGUUCGGUACCGCAAAAAGAGCAGCUGAUCUGAAGUUGUAUUUGGAGGAUCCUGAAAAUUUCGAGACAUUGGCUGUUGUUUUCAACAGAUCAAGCAGAUUUGCUAGGCUUCAAGGCAUAAAAUGUGCAAUUGUCGGGAAGAAUCUGUAUUUAAGAUUCUCAUGCUUUACCGGUGAUGCUAUGGGAAUGAACAUGGUUUCCAAGGGAGUUCAAAACGUUUUAGAUUUCCUUCAAUCCGAUUUCCCUGACAUGGAUGUCAUCGGCAUCUCUGGAAACUUCUGUUCCGACAAAAAGCCUGCCGCUGUAAAUUGGAUUGAAGGGCGAGGCAAGUCGGUCGUCUGCGAGGCCAUUAUUAAGGAUGAUGUAGUAAGGAAGGUCUUGAAGACGAGUGUGGAAUCUCUUGUGGAGCUUAACAUGCUUAAGAACCUUACUGGUUCUGCCAUGGCUGGAGCUCUGGGUGGAUUUAAUGCUCAUGCUAGUAACAUUGUCUCUGCUGUCUUUAUUGCUACUGGCCAAGAUCCGGCUCAAAAUGUCGAGAGCUCUCAUUGCAUCACCAUGAUGGAAGCUGUUAAUGAUGGCAAGGACCUUCACGUCUCUGUCACAAUGCCUUCCAUUGAGGUUGGCACUGUUGGUGGUGGAACUCAGCUUGCAUCACAGUCUGCCUGUUUGAACCUUCUCGGUGUGAAGGGUGCAAGCAAAGAAUCCCCCGGAGCAAAUUCGAGACUGCUUGCUAGCAUCGUAGCUGGUGCCGUCCUCGCUGGUGAGCUGUCGCUGAUGUCGGCACUUGCUGCAGGUCAACUAGUGAACAGCCAUAUGAAAUACAACAGGUCGAGCAAGGAUGUUUCCAAGGCUGCUUCUUCCUAGAAAAGCCUGAAAAAUUUGGUGUGAAGUUGAAGGUUGGAGGAGACAUCAUCGCCUCUUUGUAAUAAGCUUUGAAGUAGAGAGUUGCGUCUAUUUUGUAAUUUACUUUAUCUUCUUUUUCUUAACUAAGCCGAUGUAAUCUGAGUUAUGAGAUUUGUGUAAAAUGAUAGGAUUGUUUAAUUAACCUUUUCCCAAUUCAUCG
Molecule: messenger RNA, 2097 nt
Organism: Hibiscus syriacus
Lineage: Eukaryota; Viridiplantae; Streptophyta; Magnoliopsida; Malvales; Malvaceae
Product: 3-hydroxy-3-methylglutaryl-coenzyme A reductase 1-like
Exons: 4
Coding region: 135-1898 (587 amino acids)
Biological process (GO): sterol biosynthetic process; coenzyme A metabolic process; isoprenoid biosynthetic process
Cellular component (GO): endoplasmic reticulum membrane; peroxisomal membrane
Molecular function (GO): protein binding; hydroxymethylglutaryl-CoA reductase (NADPH) activity
Source: RefSeq, a predicted model, not a curated record